Phragmites australis (common reed) is the source of this 1617-nucleotide messenger RNA. RefSeq names its product UDP-glycosyltransferase 91C1-like. The transcript has 2 exons. The coding region runs from base 60 to 1502 and encodes 480 amino acids. Gene Ontology annotation, molecular function: UDP-glycosyltransferase activity. Lineage: Eukaryota; Viridiplantae; Streptophyta; Magnoliopsida; Poales; Poaceae. The record is from RefSeq and is a predicted model, not a curated record.
GUAUAUCAUCAAGGUGGUGCCCUACCGCCAUAUCAUUACCAUCUAUCCAAGAACCAUCCAUGGCAGAAACCAAGCAAGAAUCUUCUCUCCACGUCGUGGUGUUCCCGUGGCUGGCGUUCGGCCACAUGAUCCCCUUCCUCGACCUCUCCAAGCGGUUGGCGCAGCGCGGCCACGACGUCACGUUCGUGUCCACGCCGAGGAACGCCGCCAGGCUGGCCACCAUCCCGCCGGAGCUGUCCGCUCGCAUCCGCGUUGUCAUGCUGGAGCUGCCGGAGGUCAACGGGCUCCCUGAGGGCGCCGAGUGCACUGCCGACGUCCCGCUGGAGAAGGUCGAGCUCCUCAAAAAGGCGUUUGACGGCCUCGCCGCGCCGUUCGCGGGCCUCGUCGCGGAGGCAUGCGCCGGCAGCAGUUCUGACACCGCUGGGUUCUUGAGGAAACCCGACUGGAUCGUACUCGACUUCGCGCAGAACUGGAUCUGGCCGAUCGCCGAGGAGCAUAAGAUCGAAUGCGCCGUGUUGCUUAUCUUCCCGGCGGCCAUCUUGGCCUACGUCGGCCCGAAGCACGAGAACGAGGCGCACCCCCGCAGAACGACGGAGGAAUUCAUGGCCCAGCCUUCGUGGAUCCCCUUCCCCUCCACCAUCUCGUACCGCCGCCACGAGGCCGACGCCAUCGCCGCCAUAUUCCGGCCAAACGCCUCCGGCGUAUCCGACGUGGACCGCUUCUGGCAGCUGCAGCGCCCCCGCUGCCGUCUCAUCAUCCACCGCAGCUGCCCUGAGGCCGAGCCGCGGCUGUUCCCGCUCCUGACGGAGCUGUUCGGCAAGCCGGUCGUCCCCGCCGGGCUCCUCCUGCCCAACGACAUCGACAACGAUAGCGUCCUGACCACGGACCAGUCCUUCUUGGGUAUCAUGCAAUGGCUGGACGAGCAGCCCAGGAGGUCAGUCAUAUACGUGGCGCUCGGGAGCGAGGCGCCGGUGACGGCGGACCACGUGCGGGAGCUCGCGCAUGGGCUAGAUCUCUCCGGCGUGCGCUUCCUCUGGGCGCUGCGGCAGCCCGUCGGUCACGUCGGUGCGGUACUCCCGGACGGGUUCGAGGCCCGCGUCACGGGACGCGGUGUGGUGCGCGCCAGGUGGGUGCCGCAGGUGCGCGUGCUCGCACACGGCGCGGUGGGAGCAUUCCUGACUCACUGCGGCUGGGGCUCCACCGUGGAGAGCCUCUUCCGGUUCGGGCACCCGCUGGUAAUGCUGCCGUUCAUCACCGACCAGGGCCUCAUCGCACGAGAGAUGACGGCUCGGCGUGUCGGCGUCGAGGUGCCGAGGAACGACGAUGAUGGGUCGUUCCGUCGGGACGACGUCGCGGCGGCGGUGCGGCGAGUGAUGGCGGAGGGGGAGGAGAGCGAGGCGUUCGAGCGCAACGCCAGGGAGCUGCAGAAGGUGCUUGGGGACGAGGUAAGGCAGGAGCAGUACGUUGAUGAGCUCGUGGAGUAUUUGCAGCGCUACAAAUGAUUCAAGACUGUUCAGUGAUCAAUGUUCACAUGUCCGAAUAAUAUGGCAAUCUAAUUUGGCCAAUGUUGAACUGCAUGUCACAUGUACAAUAAAAAUUAGUACUUCCUCCGAUUAU